CUCCAUUCAGCCGGGACUCUUUACUGCUCAAACUCUCAUUAGAGAAGGGGGCGUGCGGGACAUCCAGAUACACGGUAACCGCGAACGGAGAGCGCACGAAGCUGUCGAUCCCGUCUUUUUAAGGAUAGUUUGCGAGCGUUUGAAAGCCGAAGGCAAAAAUGUCUUGGCAGAGCUACGUGGAUAGCCUGAUUGCGGAUGGCUGCUGCCAGGACUCCGCCAUUGUUGGGUGCAACUCAGACUCUAAAUACGUGUGGGCAGCGCUGGAGGGGGGCACAUUCAUAAACAUCACGCCAACAGAAAUCGACGUCCUAGUAGGAAAAGACCGAGAAAGCUUUUUCACCAACGGCCUGACCUUAGGUUCAAAGAAGUGCUCGGUUAUCCGAGACAGCCUCCUCGUCGACAACGAUUGGACGAUGGACAUCAGGACGAAGAGUCAAGGAGGAGAGGCCACGUACAACGUCGCCGUCGGCAAAGCAGCCAAAGCAUUGGUUUUAGUCAUGGGCAAGGAAGGCACAUAUGGAGGGCAGCUCAACAAGAAAGUGUAUCAAAUGGUUGAAUUCCUGAGGAAAGCUGGAUAUUAAGACACCUCCAAUCCUAGCUGCUCGUUCAGCUAACCCUUCUAGAUGGCUUCAUCCUCCAUUGGUUUUCAACUUUACUUCCAUUUUGUGCUAGCCAAACCCCAUUUCUUUCCCUUUAAUGUCCAUUUAUUGAGUUCAGUCUCAUUUUGGCACUACAGUCCCAUGCCACAUUUCAGACCAAAAUCUAGCUUGUAAACGUCAGUUCUUUAUUGGGAGUUUGGUUGAUUUAACCAAAGGGCUUGAGCUCAACUCAAAUUCCCAUUCCUAGAUCCAAUCUGGGAACGGUCGACUGUAUGCAUAUCUUCAAGCCUAGCGAAUGAACCAUAGUCGGGCUGGACAACAUUCUUAGCGUUUUCGUAAAGCUAAAUAUGACGUCCGUUCCAACAAAUGUCGUUGUUUUUCUGUUUGUUUUUCUCAACCUGAAGCUUGUCGCCAUUUGGCAAAUCAACACUAACUGUAAACAUGACACUACCGAUUGAGCGAUUUAUGUCUUUUAAGUUGAGACCUUGUUUAUUUGGCUUUAAUUUUUUUUUUUUUUUUUUUUUAAACCCUGCAAUUGAAUGUUUAUUGACAUUCCGUCAUCGCACAUACUUUGAUAGCUCACGUAAAAUAUAUACAUUAUACGUUCACUUUUUUUCUUUUUCCUUUUCGGACCAAUUUUUGUCACCGCUUCGGUUAUUUCCGCACUUCCAUAAACGCUAACCAACGAAACACUAGCGUCUGAUCGCAGACUUCACUUCAACACUUGAAUCGUUUUGAACCCGUACUGUCAUGACUGUGGAAUUAAAUGCCUUUGAGUCGUCAGCGAUACAACCGUCUGUCAAAACUUGAUGUUUCAUCAAGUCCAAAUGUUAAAGUGUGACACUCAAAUCAUAACGUGUAUUCUGUGCCAUAAUGUAGAGUAUCUGUUGUUGUUGAUUCGAACAGCUUCCCGAAUGAUUCUUCUGUCGCUUCUUUGUUCAGGGGUUUUUAGUAUCAUCUGAAAUUCUGGCCUUGUGGGGUAUUUGUACAGGUGACUCUAGUUAACUUCUUUCCCUCCCCCCCUGUACUUUUCAUACAGUCUGAUAUGUCUGAUUUCAUACGCAUAAAAACAGAAAUGCCAUAAAAUUAAUUUCACCUUGUUUACAGACAGAUUAAAUAAAUCUAUUCCAACCCA
Puntigrus tetrazona (Sumatra barb) is the source of this 1734-nucleotide messenger RNA. RefSeq names its product profilin 2b (gene pfn2b). Gene Ontology annotation, molecular function: actin binding. NCBI's taxonomy places the organism in Eukaryota, Metazoa, Chordata, Actinopteri, Cypriniformes, Cyprinidae. Bases 159 to 581 code for a protein of 140 amino acids. Gene Ontology annotation, biological process: actin cytoskeleton organization; regulation of actin filament polymerization; positive regulation of actin filament bundle assembly. Gene Ontology annotation, cellular component: cytoplasm. The record is from RefSeq and is a predicted model, not a curated record. The transcript is spliced from 3 exons.